CACUGCACAAAUUACUGUAGGAAAAAGGAUGCAUCCAAGACGGCUGGUCAGUGAAAAGGUGGGCGGAGCUGAGGGCACCAAGCUCGAUGAAGACUUCAAGGAAAUGGAAAGAAAGGUGGACGUGACCAGUAAGGCUGUGUCAGAAAUGAUUGCUAGAACCUCUGAGUAUCUGCAGCCAAACCCAGCAUCAAGAGCCAAGCUGUCUAUGCUCAACACAGUAUCCAAAAUUCGUGGGCAGGUCAAGAAUCCUGGCUAUCCACAACCUGAGGGACUUCUGGGGGAAUGUAUGCUGAAAUAUGGCAAAGAGCUAGGAGAGGACAAUAAUUUUGGUGCUGCCCUUGUGGAUGCUGGAGAGACAAUGAAGCGACUGGCUGAGGUGAAGGACUCUUUGGAUAUUGAAGUAAAGCAAAACUUUAUUGACCCGCUGCAGAACCUAUGCGACAAAGACCUCAAAGAGAUCCAGCAUCACCUAAAAAAACUGGAGGGUCGUAGGCUAGACUAUGAUUACAAGAAGAAGCGUCAGGGUAAAAUCCCAGAUGAGGAGGUGCGCCAAGCUCUGGAGAAAUUUGAUGAAUCCAAGGAAGUUGCAGAGACCAGUAUGUUCAACCUGCUAGAGACUGAUAUAGAGCAGGUCAGCCAGCUGUCCGCUCUGGUGGAGGCCCAACUUGAUUACCACAGACAAGCUGUUGAAGUCAUGGAAGAUCUUUCAGAAAAGUUGAAGAUAAGGAUUAAUGAAGCAUCUUCACAGCCUAAAAGGGAAUACACUCCAAAGCCUAAGCCAGUUUACAGCUAUGGAGACCAAGAUCAGUCGAAUGGGGGGUUUUCUUAUGGAUCUUCAGCAGCAAGCCAACCCUCCAGUAAGGCACCAGCAGCUUCAUUCCGCUCGGAUCGACCAGUCCGUGCCCCCAGUGUCCGCAGCACCUCCAUGGAUCAGCCAUGCUGCAAGGCGCUGUACGACUUUGAGCCCGAGAAUGAUGGCGAAUUGGGCUUCAAGGAGGGUGACAUAAUCACGCUGACCAAUCAGAUUGAUGACAACUGGUAUGAAGGCAUGCUGCAUGGCCAGUCGGGCUUCUUCCCCUUGAACUAUGUGGAGGUCCUGGUUCCCCUUCCCCACUAGAUACUGGAGGACUUUAAAUGCAGUUUUCAGAGAACGACUUGAAGAACACUACGUUAACUCUCGAUUCAUGUCUCUCUCUCUCUCUCUCUCUCUCUCUCUUUUUUUUUAUUCCCCCUCCCUCCUUUCCUCCCUCACCCCCGACACCAUCACUACAACCCCAACAGACCCCUCUGUAACCUUUUCAGCAUCGUCACACUAAAAUCCCCUGAGUGGCAGCUUCUUCUGCCUUAAACAGGGUGGGUUAAAUUACAUCCUGUGAACUGGUGGGCACUGGGGUCACUUAACAUUCCAACACAUUGCAGAGGAAGGUUAACAGUAUUAAAUAUCUCGUUUGCACACUUGCAGGAGCCAUGAGAGCCGUGAGAGCCGUGGUCCUGCAUACAUACACUAAAGGGACCAAACUAACAACUGAAAACUUUUUUUUUUUUUU
Molecule: messenger RNA, 1547 nt
Organism: Polypterus senegalus (gray bichir)
Lineage: Eukaryota; Metazoa; Chordata; Cladistia; Polypteriformes; Polypteridae
Gene: sh3gl1b
Product: SH3-domain GRB2-like 1b
Exons: 10
Coding region: 29-1117 (362 amino acids)
Biological process (GO): synaptic vesicle uncoating
Cellular component (GO): glutamatergic synapse; cytoplasm; presynapse
Molecular function (GO): protein binding
Source: RefSeq, a predicted model, not a curated record